Cutaneotrichosporon cavernicola is the source of this 2844-nucleotide messenger RNA. RefSeq lists its product as uncharacterized. The record is from RefSeq and is a predicted model, not a curated record. Gene Ontology annotation, molecular function: NAD+ kinase activity. The transcript has 3 exons. Gene Ontology annotation, biological process: NAD+ metabolic process; NADP+ biosynthetic process. Lineage: Eukaryota; Fungi; Basidiomycota; Tremellomycetes; Trichosporonales; Trichosporonaceae. Bases 1 to 2844 code for a protein of 947 amino acids.
AUGCCUCAGUCUCAUGUCAACAGUCAGCCCAAGAGCUCGGUUCCUAUCGCCAUCGGCGGCACCUCGACUUCUCUCCAGUCAAGCGCCAAGUCCGACGGCACCAUUUCCCUCCCAAACAUCGGCGCAUCGGGCACACGCCCCAUCGUCUCAUCACCACUGUCACAACAGGUCUCGAUACCGAAGGCCUUGCCUCUGGCAACCUCACUCGGCGUGUCCCCGACUAACUCGCUCAACAUGAGCAACGUCCAUCCCCCUGGCCCACUCCAUCCACCUGCGAAGAAAAAGGUGCACUUGAGCCCCGAAGUCGACGACAAUGAGACGCCCUACUACAUUCACUCAGGGCUUGACAAGCACGGGGCGCUCUCGGGCUGGCUGCGCGGCAAGCACGAGCACCCCCCUUCGCGCGGACGUCGGGAUGAGCAGAACGAUCUCCGCAAGCCCAUCGAGCCGGCCAAGCAGCCGGUACCGCCGCGACCCCGCCGGCCAGGCAUUCUCAAGCCCCUCACACCGGCACACCCUCCACUCCCCGAUAGACUCGAGAUGAUUGACCGGGGUUACGAAAGUGAGGGCGCUAACGUUUCGCGCUUCGACGGCAAUGCCAUCUACGACGACGGGUUCAUGGAGUACGACGAUGACGACGACGAUGACGAGCCGUCGUCGCUUAGCCGGCAGCUUGCCGAGACGGCACAGGGCGUUCGUGAGGUCAGCCGCGAGCUCGGCCGCACCCGGGUGAGAUCUCGCAUCCAGACGAUCCUGGUUGUCACGAAGGCGCGCGACAAUCGCCUCAUUACGCUCACCCGCGAGCUCGCAUUGUACUGCAUGCUUCGCAAACCGGCGGCGACGGGCAACAACCCCGAUGUGCGCCAGAGAAGCAACAUGUCGCCCGAUCGCGGCAUGAUCGUGUACGUCGACAACCAGUUGCGCAGCUCGAAACGCUUCGACGCUGCCGGCAUGCAACGCGACUACCCACAGUUGUUUGAGCCGAUCGCCAGUCGCCGGAGGUCGUCGAACUCGGCGAGUGCGAGUGCGAGCAGCGCGAGCAUCUCAACCAUGGCGAGCUCAUGGAGCGCGACGAGCGGCUCGGGCGCCGACCAGCGCAAGGACCGAGGCCAGCUGCGCUACUGGACGGCUGAGAUGUGCUCUAACUCGCCCCAGCUCUUUGACUUUGUCGUCACGCUCGGCGGUGACGGCACCGUGCUCUUCACCUCGUGGCUAUUCCAGCGGAUCGUGCCGCCGGUUCUGCCGUUUGCGCUAGGCUCACUCGGCUUCCUCACCAACUUUGACUUCAAGCAGUAUCAGGAAACGCUCGACAAGUGCAUCGAUGACGGUAUACGCGUCAACCUCCGCAUGCGCUUUACGUGUGUUGUGUACCGCGCAGUCGCGCCAGACGCAUCCAUGGUCGUCGGCAAGGGAAGGAAACGCAAGGCGAUCCGUAAACCCGGCGGCGAGAUCCUCAUCGAGCAGGUCGACCGGGACGGAUGGGAGGCGCUUGAGGGCGGCACACCCAUCGGCAGCGUUGACAAGGGCUCGCACCGCAAGGACAAGGAGAUCAUGUGCUUUACGACGAGGCCUGUGGAGCAGUUCGAGGUGCUCAACGACCUCGUUGUUGACCGCGGACCCAGUCCGUUCGUGUCUCUGCUCGAGGUGUUUGGCGACGACCACCACCUCACGACCGUGCAGGCCGACGGUCUCACUGUGUCGACGCCCACCGGUUCCACCGCCUACUCGCUCUCGGCUGGCGGCUCGCUGGUGCACCCAGGCAUCCCGGCGAUUCUUAUCACCCCCAUCUGCCCGCACACUCUGUCCUUCCGGCCAAUGCUUCUCCCAGACGGCAUUGAACUGCGCGUCUGUGUGCCCUACAACUCUCGCUCCACUGCGUGGGCGUCGUUCGACGGCCGUGGCCGUGUGGAGCUGAAGCAGGGCGACCACAUCAAGAUUACUGCGUCCAAGUACCCGUUUCCGACUGUGUGUGCGGACAAGCAGAGCACGGACUGGUUCCGCAGUAUCCAGCGCACGCUCAAGUGGAACGAGCGCGAGCGGCAGAAGUCGUUUGUCGUCGUCGAGGAGGACCACCCGUAUGACCCUCACAAGGAGGAGAACAGGCUCAGCGACAGCGACGACGAGUACGACUCGGACGGCUCAUCGGAAGAGGACGAGUUUGACAUUGACGACAAGUCUGCGGGCGAGGUCACGCCUCCUCCAAGGGACGACAUUGAUACUUCUUUUGCGCCGGCCAAGCCGCUGCGCGUACACACGCAGCUGCGCCAUCUUAGGGACAACGAUGGCGAGUUCCGUUCAGGUGUGCAGUCUCCUGACCGCUUCGCGUCGAGCUACGAGUGCCCGCCUCCAAUCAGCCAGCGGCACCUGUUCGACGCGCUGGCCAAGGUCGAGAGCAAGCUCAGGCGCGUGGAGAUUCAGGACCAUAAGGAAGACGACAACGACGACGAAGAAAUCCAGGACUCUACUAAUCGCCCGCCAAGCGUCUCGUCUGGGGGUGAGGGUACGCCCGUUGCGAUCACCGUGCCGCUACCAGUCGAUCACAUGGAGCGCGCCGAGGCCGAAGACGAAGUACCCCCGCUCCCAGAGGGCAUCGCCCGUACAGAGAGCGACAUGACGCUCGCCCCGCCCGACCACUAUGACCGUGCGGGCCGCCGCUCAAACAGCAGCUAUGACGGCGGGCGCACACCGCGCCAGGGCCGGUCUAGGUCGCGGUCUCGAGCGCGCGAGGUGCGCGCCAGUAGCAAUUCGCGUUCUGGAUCACCACACGUCGGGGCCAAGAAGCCCAAGGCGUUUGCAUUCUUCGGCCAUGACGACUCGCAAUCAGAGGUCAGCGACGACGAGUAA